Molecule: messenger RNA, 1641 nt
Organism: Capsaspora owczarzaki ATCC 30864
Lineage: Eukaryota; Filasterea; Ministeriida; Capsasporidae
Exons: 13
Coding region: 26-1375 (449 amino acids)
Biological process (GO): activation of GTPase activity; nucleocytoplasmic transport
Cellular component (GO): perinuclear region of cytoplasm; nucleus; cytosol
Molecular function (GO): small GTPase binding; GTPase activator activity
Source: RefSeq, a predicted model, not a curated record
UUGUUUGUUAAGCUGUUUUGAGGAGAUGCAAAGCAUGACUGAAAGACAGCGCGAGUUGUACGACAAAGUCAAGAAUGCGAGUGGAAACCUCAUUCUGGGUGAUCAUCAGACUGGUGAUGACGAAGCGAAGGCGAUUGCUGAGGCGCUCAAAGUGAACAAGACGGUGACCUGGCUCAUUCUGUGGGCGACUCAGAUUGGUCAUGUUGGUGCGCAGGCGAUUGCAGAGGCACUGAAAGUGAACAGGACACUGAAGGAGCUCCAUCUGCAUACGAAUCAGAUUGGCGAUGCUGGUGCACAAGCGAUUGCUGAGGCACUUGAAGUGAACACGGCGCUGAGGCGCCUCGAUUUGGGCUGUAAUCAGAUUGGCAAGGCUGGAGCGCGAGCGAUUGCUGAAGCACUCAAAGCGAACACGACGCUGACUUCUCUUGAUUUGUGGGAGAGUCAGAUUGGCGAUGCUGGUGUACAGGCGAUUUUUGAGGCUCUCAAAGAGAAUGCAACGGUGACUAAGCUCGGACUGAGUGACAGUCAGAUUGGCGAUGCUGGAGCGCACGCGAUUGCUGAAGCACUCAAAGUGAACAAGACGCUGUCUUGCCUCAAACUGUGUGCCUGUCAGAUUGGCGAUGCUGGAGCGCACGCGAUUGCUGAAGCACUCAGAGUGAACAAGACGGUGACGACGCUCUAUCUGCAUGAGAAUCAGAUUGGCGAUGCUGGGGCGCGAGCGAUUGCUGAAGCACUCAGAGUGAACACGACACUGACUCAGUUGUAUUUGCAUAUGAAUCAGAUUGGCGAUGUUGGAGCACAGGCGAUUGCUGAAGCACUCAAGCUGAACACGAUGGUGAAUGAGCUAUUUUUGAGUGGCAAUCAGAUCGGUGACAUUGGAGUGCACGCAAUCGCUGAAGCACUCAAAGUGAACACGACGGUGACUGAGCUCGAUCUACGAUACAAUUGCAUUGGCAAUGUUGGUCUUCAAGCGUUUGAUGAAAUGUGUCAAGUCAACCGAACUCUGUCUAAUUUUUGGAUCGAUGGCCAGAUCAACCCUCUUGCAUUCUCCUUGCUUCCACGAUUGGCAACUGCUGAAGAUCUUCACAACGUGUUUCACUUGCUAAGCAGCGGACUGGCGCUGGAGGAUCAACCCACAUCUCUACCAGCACUACCAAACGAGAUUGCCGAGCUCAUUAUGGACGAAGCGCACUACUGGCAAGGCGUGCAGCAAAGCAAGCGAUCGGAGUUUGAUGAUGAGUUCCCCGCGUAUCUUAUUCUGAAAGUCACACUGCCUCAAUGCGUCAAUGGGAAUUCAAUCCGUAUAAAAGCAAUUCAAGUGCUUCGCGACUGGCGCAAGCGUCCUGACAACACCGGUGACUGUGUUUUGAUUUGAUUGUUCGAGAUGAGCAAGGUGCUCUUCGAUACGAGUGCUCGGAGAAAUCGACUGUUGUCGAUUCGAACCUCGACCUUGUGACAAUCCUGCCAGCCAAUGAUCCUAUCAUCCGACAAAUGCGCGCGGGUUGGCAAGUUCAAGUUCGAACCAGCAAGUCUUCUCGAGAUGAGUUGUUUGAAUCGCUUUAUGUUGGAUUUGUCUAACGACAGUUAUCGGAAUGUUUGGGUGCAAACCGCCUACUUGUUCGAAUCGAUGGAAUGUUCCGU